Topomyia yanbarensis is the source of this 2431-nucleotide messenger RNA. RefSeq lists its product as uncharacterized. Bases 927 to 2279 code for a protein of 450 amino acids. NCBI's taxonomy places the organism in Eukaryota, Metazoa, Arthropoda, Insecta, Diptera, Culicidae. The record is from RefSeq and is a predicted model, not a curated record. Gene Ontology annotation, molecular function: DNA binding. The transcript has 5 exons.
UUGACAAUUCAAAAGUAGCAUUGAAGACGCAUAGACAUCUGAUAUCCGACAAUUGACAAUUUUAUCAAUCAAUUAAACCAAUUCGAAAAUAUUACCCGUCUUUUGGCAAGUGAAAGCAAAUGUUUAAUAUUUCACAUUUGAUAUGCACACUGACAAUACACGUAGUUUAUAAAUGAUAUGUACAAAAGAUAUACCCAAUUCAUUGCAAUUAAUCCAGACGUAAUACUCAUACUUAAUGAUGAGGAAUCCCGUUUUACAGUGUAUUUAGCAGAUACGGUGAUCUGGAUGUUACGACGGGUUGUCUAGAACAAAUUUCAAUAACUUACUACUCGUCAGCGUCUAUCCAAAGCCGCCUAGACGCCUUUUCGUUUACUGGGUAGUUGUCAAAUGACAUAUUGCAUAUAGACAUCUCCCAAUCAAAUCAUCCGGAAUUUAGUUCCGAUAUCUUUCUGAUUGCUAUAAGAAUUCCAGUUCAUGUGCAACAACCAAAUUUUUCAUUAUAUUUUAGAAAAUAGCAAAAGUUUUCCACCUUACCAACUUACAGGAAAAAUAUUCUGACAACGCUGCGGGGAUGGCAGGUUUCACAGAUUUUCAAAAUGCCGCACAGAUUUCCACAGCUUUCUGUUUUAAUGCACAGAUUUCCAGUUUUUUGUUGUGCACGAAUUUCUCAAUUUUUUACCUGACACUCAAUUUUUGCCUCGCGCAAAAUAAAGUCGUCACUUCUUGUUUUGUAACAAAUUUGUCCAUUUUCUUUAUCAUAGAUUUGCACAGAUUUGUACAUAGGCCGCGCUCAGAUUUUACAAAAUAUUUCCUGGCAUCCCUGUAAUGCCACGCGCGGCGUGUGAUGCGCCAUUUUGCUUCAUUCUUUCUUCCAUUGAGUAAGUAAUUUUUUCUAUUGAUCGAUUUUAACAUUUACAAAAGAAAAAAUGGGAGGAAAAUAUAUUCCGGUCGCGACAAAAAAGCUUCGUGUAGCAGCCAACAGUAAGAAUUUGGAAUUCUUGACAAAUCCGGUGCAGGUAAGUGAAACAAAAUGUUUCCAAAAUAUCACAAUCUUACUCUCAUACCUUACUCUGAAUUCGCAGGUGAAAGAGAAAAACACACUACCAAUUAAAACGGAAAUGAAGGAUCAAACGAAGGAACGAAAUAGGAGCAGCCGUCUGCUAAAAAAUUCAGUAAGAGGACCGAAUAAAGCGAUCGAUUCAAAAUACCUCGAAGAUUCCACUGAUGGUGAGUUAAUGAUGCCAAUAAACACUCCGCGAAAGACCAAGAGCCAAUCAGUGAACACCCGUUUGUCGAAAAGGAAUAAUCAAAAGUCAGCGGCAUCGCCUGGUCCGAAAAACUACUCCAUUUCAGGUCCUGCAUAUUCCGAUGAGGCUAAAUCAUCCGUGCUGGGCUCCCUCGAACUGUACAAGGUCAGUCCGUCAAAAGACAAUAAUGUAUUGGAUGUACAGAUGGAGUUUUUCCAGGACUGGGAGGAACCUGAAUGGUUAGACUGCAGUAAACCAGGACCAUCGAGUAAUUCUGCACGCAUGUCGAUCUUCGAGCAGAUCGAAGGUACUGGGAAGCAAGAGAUGGCUGCUGGUCGUAACACCAGUAAUAAAGUUAAGCGAACAUAUUUGGCUAAGCGAGUGGGAAAGGAAAACACAAUGGGAAAUGAUGUUUUAGACGGGAUCCUAUCUCAGGAUGAAUGUGGUGAAAACCGUGACACACCAACUGCGGAAAUUAAUGAGUGCACAUGUGGACAACAAUCGGCUAUCGAGCAGUUGCAGAGUGAUAAUUCCGCGAUGAAAAAACAAAUUCAGCGACUCAAGCAAGCGUUGCGCGAGGCAACAAACAGAUGUUUUAAAUUAACGGAUACAUUGAACUCUAAGGUGUUUGGGGACCCUCAUAAAGAGAUUUUUACUGAGGUAGAAGGAUACCCGAGUCGCGAGCAACUCAUUGCCUUCUCUGAUCAAGGAAUUAAAAGCGAUUACACAUUUGUUCGGCUAUUGAUGGAAGAAUUGUGGCCAAACGGCUACGUGAACCGAUCGGUAAGUGGAAGAUCUUCUAACAAUCCACUUGGAAGACCACGACGUGUGGCGGUAAAUAAUCCUUCGGUCGAACUACCAACUAACACUGUAAAACGUGUUCCACUGGAACCGGAAAAAGUGAAAUAUAUACGAGAUCGUUUGUUGGAACACCGCAUUUAUCGGGGAGACUCACCGGCUGCAGCAAAUAUUUGGGCCGACGAAUCUUCAAGCAUCAUGAGACGAAUCCUGGCAUAUUAUGGAAAGAAAUGAAAUGACUCAAACCAAACGUAAAAUACUGGAGAUUAGAACGUUAAAGAAACAGCAGUUGAACUACAUAUGUUUUGUAUAUCGCAAAAUCAUGGAUUAAUUCGUAAGAAAUGAAAACCAAACCAAAGAGAAAAUAAAUUAAUUCAAAUGAAUAA